Nematostella vectensis (starlet sea anemone) is the source of this 1243-nucleotide messenger RNA. RefSeq names its product dickkopf-related protein 3. The record is from RefSeq and is a predicted model, not a curated record. Gene Ontology annotation, biological process: negative regulation of canonical Wnt signaling pathway; multicellular organism development. The transcript is spliced from 5 exons. The coding region runs from base 144 to 782 and encodes 212 amino acids. Gene Ontology annotation, cellular component: extracellular region. NCBI's taxonomy places the organism in Eukaryota, Metazoa, Cnidaria, Anthozoa, Actiniaria, Edwardsiidae. Gene Ontology annotation, molecular function: co-receptor binding; receptor antagonist activity.
UAAAUAAUUCAUAUGCCGGGCUUUGUUUUGGCUUUGGGUAACAUGGACGUGCUAACCAAAAAUAUGAUUUGACACUAAAAUGAAAAGGCUCUUUGAUUAUUAUUCCUAGGAUCUGAUAGAGUUUUAGCUUGUGUUUCCUUACGAUGGCUAUUUCGAUACUUUUUAUCUUGGCAUUGAUAUCAAUUGUUCAGAGUUUUGGUUUUACCCGAAUCUACAAGGAUCAAGCAGAUCGCCGUCACAAUUUGUUCAAAAGGCUUGAGCGGGAAAUAGCUAACUCUGGAAAACGAGCUAGUGAAUCAGGUGAACCAGGUCUUCAGCGCGGAGAACGAGAAAGAAAACGACAAAUGAUUGCACCUGGAUACUAUCAAGCGGAAUGCUCAGAAAAGAAGCCGUGUAAAGCCGGAAAGUAUUGCAACCUUCUGUACUGCGAGGACUGUCACAAACAUAAGAUGGCAUGUUAUCAUAGAAACCAGUGCUGUAGCGGGAUGGUGUGCACGUAUGGAAGAUGUGAGAAGACUUCCAAGGGUGAUCCAGGAUCCUUCUGUGAGAAGGACACAGAUUGCAAAGGCGACGCAUGCUGUGUUCUUGAGCCCACGGUAAACUCCGUCAUCCCGAUCUGCAAACCGAAGCUUGACGAGUACCACCAGUGCGCAUCAAUACUUUAUCGGAAGAUCUGGGUCGGCGAAAAACCUGACUGUGGACCUUGCAAGAAAGGACUGGAAUGUACCCAAAAGGGAAUACUGGCCAGUCACGAGAUUUGUAUGAAACCUCAGAAGAAGUAACAGUUUAUAGUUCUCUUAGCUAUUUUAAGUAAUAACAUCUAAUAUAACAAUAUUUAAUCUCGUGGGCGGAUCUAGGAGGGGGGGGGGGGAGGGGCGAGGGUGCCCAUGCCCUCUCCUAUUUUCAGACAUUUGGCUCAAAAAUAACAAGAAAUAUAAGGAAAUAUACGAAAGAAGAAUAAGCCCGGCCCCCCUUUCUUGAAACUUUUUUACCUUUUUUUAAACUUCUGGAUCCGCCAGUGAAUCUCAAGUUUUUAUUAGAUAAAUUAUGCCAUUUGUAAAAAAGAGAAACACAACACAAGGAAGAACAAACUAACCAACAACACAAGCAGGAUUAUAAAAUAUGUCGUCGGAACUAGAAGGUUUUUGCGAGGGGGAGGCUGCUAAUUCAAGAAAAUUAGAACAGGCAUAUACAUUCAAAUAAGAUAUUUGAAGGGGCUCAUAAAUAAAAAAAAUAUUUUUUU